Neoarius graeffei (lesser salmon catfish) is the source of this 5375-nucleotide messenger RNA. Its product is annotated as zinc finger protein OZF-like. Bases 122 to 2224 code for a protein of 700 amino acids. The record is from RefSeq and is a predicted model, not a curated record. Lineage: Eukaryota; Metazoa; Chordata; Actinopteri; Siluriformes; Ariidae. The transcript is spliced from 6 exons. Gene Ontology annotation, molecular function: RNA polymerase II cis-regulatory region sequence-specific DNA binding; histone methyltransferase activity; protein binding. Gene Ontology annotation, cellular component: nucleus. Gene Ontology annotation, biological process: regulation of transcription by RNA polymerase II.
AAAAGGGGGGGCGAAAAAACCCGCUGCUUCCAUGAACCGCAUCAGCCUCUCGGUUUAUAAAAAUAAAAGCACGUUAUUGUGUCUGGCUCUGAGGAUUUAAAACCCUGAGCUGUGUGAGGACAUGAAAACCAAGACAUCCACGGCUGGAGGGACGUCAGAGGUCCCUGUGAAGAAAGAGGAGACACUGGAGCUGAAAAUCUACAACCAUAGAGACGAUCUCAACAACCCACCUGAAGGUCUCUCUGUUAAAGUGGAAGAUCUUGACAAUAAAGACUACCUCUACUGCGAAUUUUGCAAAUCCUUCUUCCUCAACAAAUGUGAGGUUCAUGGACCACCCCUCUUCAUCCCAGAUACUCCUGUUCCCAUGGGAGUCCCUGACCGAGCCAGACAAACACUUCCUCCUGGGCUAGAAAUCCAGAAGUCCAGUAUUCCUGAUGCAGGCCUGGGAGUGUUUAAUAAGGGGGAGACUGUUCCAGUAGGUGCACACUUCGGCCCCUGCCAGGGAGAGCUGGUGAACAGAGAGGAAGCCAGGAACAGUGGAGACUCCUCGGUUGUAUGCAGGAGCACGCAGUAUGAAGAAUACAUUGAUGCCAAAAGAGAGAUGCAUGUGAAUUGGAUGAGGUAUGUGAAUUGUGCCCGUAUUGAAGAAGAACAGAAUCUUGUGGCAUUUCGGUAUCGAGGGGGAAUUCUGUAUCGUUGCUGUCGACCCAUUAACCCAGGACAGGAGCUCUUGGUGUGGUAUGAAGAGGAGUACACCAAAGAACUCAGUCCUGCGCCUACAGGAACAACCAGACAGCAAGAAGUAAAGAAGACUUUGCUGCAGAUCUUUUCCUGCUCUACAUGUCCUCGUUACUAUGCAUCUCAAAUUUACCUUGACAAACACAUCCAGAGAUGCCACUAUGAAGAGUAUGUGAGACUGCAGGAAUCAGGAGAGAUUAAAUAUGAGCUUCAGAUCCCCUCCAAAUGCUCCAGUAGUCAGCCAACAUCAUCUGAUGCUCUCAGUUUUGACACUUCUCAUAAUGAUAUACAGAAGGAAAUUCACCACUGCUCAGACUGUGGAAAGAGUUUUGGUCAUCAGAAUGCACUCAAGACACACCAGUGCAGUCACACAGGAGAGAAGCUACAUCACUGCUCACAGUGUGGGAAGAGUUUUACUCAUCAGAGUCGUCUCCAAAUCCACCAGCGCAUUCACACAGGAGAGAAGCCGUAUCACUGCUCACAGUGUGGAAAGAGUUUUACUCAGCAGAGUGAUCUCCAACGACACCAACGCAUUCACACAGGAGUGAAGCCGUAUCACUGCUCACAGUGUGGAAAGAGUUUUACUCAGCAGAGUGAUCUCCACCGACACCAACGCAUUCACACAGGAGUGAAGCCGUAUCACUGCUCACAGUGUGGGAAGAGUUUUACUCGGCAGAGUUAUCUCCAACGACACCAGCGCAUUCACACAGGAGAGAAGCCGUAUCACUGCGCACAGUGUGGAAAGAGUUUUACUCAUCAGAGUAAUCUCCGACUACACCAGCGCAUUCACACAGGAGAGAAGCCGUAUCACUGCUCACAGUGUGGGAAGAGUUUUACUCAGCAGAGUCAUCUCCAGCACCACCAGCACAUUCACACAGGAGAGAAGCCAUAUCACUGCUCACAGUGUGGGAAGAGUUUUACUCAGCAGAGUGCUCUCCGACUACACCAGCGCAUUCACACAGGAGAGAAGCCGUAUCACUGCUCACAGUGUGGGAAGAGUUUUACUCGUCAGAGUGAUCUCCAACAACACCAGCGCAUUCACACAGGAGAGAAGCCGUAUCACUGUUCACAGUGUGGGAAGAGUUUUACUCAGCAGAGUGCUCUCCGGCUACACCUGCGCAUUCACACAGGAGAGAAGCCGUAUCACUGCUCACAGUGUGGGAAGAGUUUUACUCAGCAGAGUGAUCUCCAACAACACCAGCGCAUUCACACAGGAGAGAAGCCGUAUCACUGCUCACAGUGUGGGAAGAGUUUUACGCAGCAGAGUGCUCUCCGACUACACCAGCGCAUUCACACAGGAGAGAAGCCGUAUCACUGCUCACAGUGUGGGAAGAGUUUUACUCAGCAGAGUGAUCUCCAACAACACCAGCGCAUUCACACAGGAGAGAAGCCGUAUCACUGCUCACAGUGUGGGAAGAGUUUUACUCAUCGGUGUUCUUUCCAACAACACCAGCGCCUUCACUCAGGAGAGAAGCUGCAUCACUGAUCAGUCUGGAAAGAUGUUUACUUAUUCAGUUACAUUUAAAACCUACAAGUGCACCAACUUGUAGACAUUGCAUGAUUUUAAAUUUGUCAAAUUAAAUAUGGUUAUUAUUACAGUUUUGGCUGAAAAUGACCUGUACUUUGAACUUUAUUGUUCAUGUUAUAUGACUGUUUUAAAAUGUGUAACCUUAUAGUGAUAUUUUAAAACAAGACUAUUUCUUUUGAUCUUAAGUAGUCAUUAAUUACCACCAUACAAGUGACAAACUGCACCACUAUUAUCAAUGUAAUACUGCAGCAUGAGACUAAUUGUUAAUGGAAUUUGUACUGAUCAGGAGUUUAAUGUACUAUAACAGAACUGUGGAUCAAACCAAAUGAGUAUGGACCAUUUGAAAUGAAGCUCUUCCAGCUAUAUGCAUCCACCUUGUCUCACUGGUAGAGGAGAAGCCAUCAGUUAUUUAUAAUGAUAAUCUAGGAAUCGUACAAAAACCUGAACAAAAAUUCAGUAUGUUUGAAGUUCUUUAUCCUAAUAUAUGAAGCCAAAAAAAAUAAUUCUACCUGGUCAAUUCAGCUAAUUAUUAUUUCCUGACCUGUGGUCUAUAUUCUGAAGUUCUUUCUGAAUUUGCGAAUUUCAUCUCAAACCUGGUUGUUUAUUGAGACAACAUUGUUAGAGACGUUAUUUGUUUUGAUCACCUGGAAGAGACUGAGAACAGCAUUCCUGUCCAUUCUAGAUUCAGUAUGGGUUAAUGAGAGGGUCACAGAAUCUAACCCUAUUUUUUUUUUUUGAGGUUUUUGUAUGAUUCCUAAUCGUCACAUUCUUGAUCUAAUACUUGCAUUUGUAUUAAAUAUAGAAAAUAUAGUCACACUUGUACAGUCUGAAGCUCCCUCAGACCAUUACCUCAUCUCUUUUGAAAUGUCUUAAUAUAUGCACCUUGCAUGCCAUCGCAUCAAAAGUGCAUUCACGUCAACUACUGCAUAAAGUUUUAUCAGUAGGGUGAUGCCAAAUCUACAAGAGGUUAUGCUCGACCAUCUCAGAUUUCAAUGAAAUUUGGAGGGCUCAGAGAUGCUAUUAAAAGACGUUAAUCCCCAAAACUUGAGCUUCCUAUCACCAAUAGUUUCAGAGAUACGGGCAUUUGAAUUUUUCGAUUUUUUUUGUUUUUUGCUCAAAACAUACAUAUUUCAAAGUGCAAAAUAAUCUUUAUUAUGCAAGAUAGAAACCUAAAAUUUUGCACAGAGAGACUCAAUGUCUUGUACUACAAGAUUCAACUUAGAAUUUCAAUGGUCAUUGUAUAUUAGAUGGUGAUUUUAACAAGGAAAUUAAAAAGACAAAUUUGCAUUUUUUGCAUUUUUAACUCAUUCUGGAAGCUUGCCUGUGGCAGUAAUGCUUAAACUAAGAAUGUUUUUCAAAUCCACACAGAAAUAUCUACCAAUUUCAGUUUUACCAAGUCUCCACUAUUCCUAGUUUGUCUGUAAUAGGGUUUUGAAAUUCACCGAUUUCUAAAACAUGCCAUUUUCAGUAGCAAGAAAUCCAAUGUGGGAUAGCAGUUAGGAACUUGUACAUUUUUUUUUCAGUAAUCCCCAAGACCCAUAUUUUAUAUUUCCAAAUUUUUGUUCUGUCUCUCUCAAGUAUUUCUAAACUACAGGGGUUUAAAAAAUCCAUUUUCACCAAAUUUGAAUUUUUGAUAUAUUUUCAUAUAACUGAUAUAGACUGUGUAACAUGGCAAUCAAUGACCAGCUAUUGUGUACCAGUCAACAGCCAACCUUAUCAAUAUCAACACAGCACAAUAGGUGACCUUUGAUACCAGAACAGGUGGCUCAUAUCUUAUAGUUUUAGAGUCUGUAAACUGCAUACUUGUUCAGAUAACAUUAUAUUGCUUGGAUUAUAUUAAAUACAUUGUAAUACAGAACACUGAGAAAAUUUACCAAUGUUAUUAACUGAAUGUGUUUCUUUGCAAGGAUAGGAUAUUUUGAAUAGUUGACUAGGGAAUUUAAUUGUAGUUGCUUUCAAUUUGAGAUCAGUAUAAAUGAGUUUGUUCUUAGACAUCUAUAAAUGGCUGAACUUCCUCCCUGUUCUAUAGGAAUUGGACUAAAGAAAGAUUCUGACUGCCAUAAACUAACAUACAACAGAAAUUGUAAGUUACUGAGAGAGUAGGGAUGUCCCGAUCCGAUCACGUGAUCGGAAAUCGGGCCCGAUCACGUGGUUUCAGACUCGAUCGGAAUCGGGCAUUACCUCCCGAUCAGGGAUCGGAUAUAUAUCUAUAUAAUAUAUUCUCAUUUUUAACACAUCAAUAGCUAUGCGUUGGCACAGAGUGAGACCAGACCUCUUGUCUCAACACAGCAACAUCAACGCGUGCGGCAUGACAUCACUUUGUAGCGGAGACGCUAUUGGUUAUUGGCUGCCUGUUGCCGGCGAAGUUGAACACGGAAGCAGUUCGAAGCGGAAAGCAAAGCAUGUCUGCGGUGUGGCAGUAUUUCAAAGUUGAUGACAACAUUGCCAUAGCAAACUGUGAAAUAUGUAAAGUUGGAAUAUCAAGGGGUGGACAGGAAAGGGCCGCAUUUAAUACAACAAACCUGAUACGGCACCUGAAAAACAAACACCCGACACAAUACAGCGAGUUUUUAGUGCUGUUGCAAACGUGUUGGAUGACAAAAACAGGCUCAAACCUGAAAGGGUAGAAAUGCUUGUUUUCAUCAAGAAAAACGUUAAUUUCCUUAAUUGAAAUUACUGUAUACCACUGUGAGAUGCAUUCUUAAAAGCAAAUUACUGGCACUGUGGCAGUUUUAUUAUUAUUAUUAUUUUUAUUUGUUUACAUUCCUGCCAGGUAUUUUAAGGUUAUGUUUUUAAUUUGUUAUUUAUUGUUCAAACUACCUCACGUAAGUGCUCUGUUUGCUAACGGAGUUGUUGGAUGUUAAAAUAAGGUGUUAAAUAAAAAAAAAUGAGGAACAUCCUGGAUCCGUUUCUUUCCUCGUCUUUAUUAUUUUUUAUGGAUUAUAAGAAGUAUCGGAUCGGGACUCGGUAUCGGCAGAUACUCAAAAUCAAAUGAUCGGUAUCGGAUCGGAGGGCAAAAAAACCUGAUCGGGACAUCCCUACUUGUAUCUCUGAAACCAUUGGAGAUAGAAAGCUCAAAUUUUGGGGAUUAACUUCUUUUAAUAGUAUC